ACUUUCUUGACCACCUCGAACCCGUUGGCGCGACACCCUCCAAAUACGAAUUUGACCGUUAAAACGAAACUCACACAUAUGCCACCUAAACCGCUUACUGACAUACUGGGCAAACUGGGUGAAAAUGACCCCGAAUCGCGCCUGAGCAGCCUUUACCGCCAGUCGGAUAUGAAGAGCACCCCAAGCGAGGGCAGCAUUCCGGACCAGACUACGCUGAACCUCUAUUUCAAGGGUCUUGUGAAUUCAUGGGAGCCACACGAGUUCACAGUAGAUGAGCGAGAAACCGUCAGGGAAGAAAGUCUCCGAUAUAUGGGCAUCGGGCGUGCAAUCGAAAAGGUCCAACACGAUAUACGUCCGAGGCGUUUGCCGCCUGAUAUCGAGUUCCAACUGGUGUUCGCAAAACAAAGCUACCUCGUCCGCUAUUUCCGGUUGUUCAGAGUAAAUGCUUUGCCGAACGAAAUUUUGAACAAUAUCUUGCGCUAUGUGGUCUGGGACACUCCAAGAAGACCAGUAUUAGCAAGGUUGACGAUAACUUGGGUUUGCAGGCGUUGGAGAGAAAAUCUUCUGCACGAUUCGACAAUAUGGACGGCGAUUUGGUUCCGACCAGGGCCGUUGCGUGUUGAACGCGCUUUUACUUGGUUCGACCGCGCCAGGCAAGCUCCAAUGGACAUACAAAUUGAUACGGAAGACGAAACCAACAGCUCGUUGCUCUUGACUGAAGUUGAUAUACGGGGAAUUAUUUCGAGAAUUCUUUUGACCAAGCCUCGUAGUGUUCGCAUGCUCAUCCUGACGUUGGAUGACUGGCCAACCGCUAUGACGAUCAUGGACCUGCUGGCAAAAUAUGGUCCAUCUGGCCUACCAGCGCUUGAGCGAUUCGCAAUUCAUCGAGGUGGAUUAAAAGAUGAACAGCUCUCAUGGCCCCAGCUUGAGCCCAAGCCUUUUCUGGGCGGUGCACAUGCGCCUCGGUUGACAUAUCUUGUGCUGAACGGGGUUCCCGUUGUGUGGAAAGGCUCCAUAUUGGAAAACCUCACCACCUUUGACAUUCGCCGUCUCCCUUCAACUUAUAUGCCUGACCUUUCUCGUUUCCGCCAAAUCUUGAGCAGUUGCCCUCGAUUGGACAGAUUGUUGCUUGAUGGUGCUGGACCACGAUCCGCUGAGUUACCUCAGCUGCCCGCGUCGCCCGUCGACCUUCCGUUACUACGGACUCUGGUCCUGGCCGAUUUCACUCGGCCGUAUGCGACCUUCAUUUUAUCCCUUUUCACCGCCCGCAACGUGAUCGACUUGACGCUCAUGAACUUCUGUGGGGAGGACUACAGCUCAGUGUUCACGUUAAUGACUGGGAUGUUCCCCCACGUUCGACUACUCACCGCUUAUUCCCUCGAAUUCCACUCAUACUUCCGGCCUGCCAUGGUGCGGUGGAUGGACUCGAUGCCCAGACUCGCAUACCUGCGAACCGCUAACCAAUCUUCCCAUUUUUACGGUUUAUUCUUCCGUGAAAAAGACCCCAUGAUAAACCCGGUUGCACCUCUCCUCAAGUUCAUUGAUUGCCAGAUGAUUGAGCCUCUUCCCCUUCUGGUGAGAUGGGUUCGGGAUCGUGCGCGCAUUGGAGUCCCUAUAAAGAAAAUCUACGUCUCAGAACAACUUGGGGAAAAGCUUACCGACAUCCUUAUUCAACACCUAAUGGCUGACGGCAGUGGCCUCUCGCGCUUGCCCACAGGAGCAACGACGCCAGAAGCGGAGGAGUUACGAUGUUCUGGGUCUUAA
Molecule: messenger RNA, 1764 nt
Organism: Mycena indigotica
Lineage: Eukaryota; Fungi; Basidiomycota; Agaricomycetes; Agaricales; Mycenaceae
Product: F-box domain-containing protein
Exons: 2
Coding region: 79-1764 (561 amino acids)
Molecular function (GO): protein binding
Source: RefSeq, a predicted model, not a curated record